Messenger RNA from Xenopus laevis (African clawed frog), 5051 nucleotides. It is a transcript of the gene znf248.L, whose product is annotated as zinc finger protein 248 L homeolog. The coding region runs from base 13 to 3861 and encodes 1282 amino acids. NCBI's taxonomy places the organism in Eukaryota, Metazoa, Chordata, Amphibia, Anura, Pipidae. The transcript is spliced from 9 exons. The record is from RefSeq and is a predicted model, not a curated record.
AGCAGCUCAGUAAUGGGCGGAGUUAUAAGAAAGGUUAUGGACAGAGGAAGGGGAAGUGAGGGGGAGGAGCAGAGAGUGUGGAGAGAAGAGCGAGGAAUAAAGCUGAAUUGUAGCCUGCAGUCUGGCAUCUCUGUGUGGAUUCCUCUAGUUGUGCAACUCCUGCACUGGCUUAUCACACGUGGGAAACAGGGUCACUUCCAGCUCAGUCCCUCCCACAAGGAGCCAAUGGGAAUGUGGGAGGAAGCGAGUGACACAGGGAUGAAGGGGAAGAAGAAGGAUAAAAAUGAGGAGGAGGAGGAGCGGGGGAAGAAGGAGAGAAUGGUGAAUCUGACACUGGAGAUGAUCUAUCUGCUGACUGGAGAGGUUGCCAUAAGGACUCAUCAUGUUUCCAUCUAUUUUUCCUUGGACGAGUGGGACUAUAUAAAAGGAAACAAGGACCUUUACAGGGAAGGAAUGAAAGAGGAGCCUCAGCAGCUCCACCCACUGGCAACCUGUGAAUAUAAAGAUGAGAGCAAUGUUACAUCACAUGUGCAAGCAACAUUAUCCUGUAAUAAUGAUGAAACUAUCACAAUCCCUGACAUUUCUCCAGUGGAACAGCCCCCACCAGCCAAUUGGAUUAAGGAGGAAGUGGCUUCACGUGAAGAGGGAAACCAAUCAGAUUGCAGCAUUAAUCCACUUACAGAACAGAUACAAGAAACAGAUAUGCCUACUCCUAUCAUGGGAUGCAGCAUGUCAGCCAAUCAUAUAUUGGACAUUAUAAAAGAGGAAGCAGAUUCAUAUGAAAAAAGCAUCUUGUUACCUAAUUCUGAUUCACAUGCUGUCAAAGAGGAAGUGACUUCAUGUGAAGAGAGUAACCAAUCAUAUUACAGCAUUAAUCCACUUACUGAACAGAUACAGGGAACAGAUACACCUACUCCUAUAAUGGGAUACAGCCUGCUUAGCAGCCCUUUAAAAAUAAAGGGUAAUGAAUAUAAUGAUGAUGCCAUUGAGGGCCAUACAAAUUUUAUGCACAUUUUAGACUUUGAUGGACAUAAAAAAACCCAGAUAAUAAAGAAACAUGUUUUUUGUUCUGAUUGUGGGCAAUCUUUUGGCACUUCAUCAGAACUGACUGUCCAUCGACAACAAAACCACACAGGAGAGAAACCUUUUGUUUGUUCUGAAUGUGGGAAAUGUUUUAUUACACCAAAAGAACUUAGUGUCCAUCAGAGAACUCACACAGGAGAGAAACCUUAUUCUUGUUCUGAAUGUGAAAAGUGUUUCUCGAAUCGAUCGUGCCUCAUUGAUCAUCUUAGAACCCACACGGGAGAUAAACCUUAUUCCUGUUUUCAGUGUGGUAAAUGUUUUUCAAAUCGAGCUAACCGUAUUCGUCAUCAAAGGAUUCACACAGGGGAAAAACCAUUUGCUUGUUCUGAAUGUGAGAAAUGCUUUGCCAGUUCAACAGAACUUACUGUCCAUCGACGACGAAACCACACAGGGGAGAAACCUUAUUCUUGUUCCGAGUGUGGGAAAUGCUUUGCCACUACAUCACACCUUCGUGCCCACGGACGAGCUCACACGGGAGAGAAACCGUAUUCUUGCUUGGAGUGUGGGAAAUGCUUUGCUACUUCAUCAAACCUUCGUGCCCACGGAAGAGCUCACACAGGAGAGAAACCUUAUUCUUGCUCGGAGUGUGGGAAAUGUUUUUCAACGAGAUUAUCCCUUACUCGCCACGAAAGAACCCACAUGGGGAAAAAACAUUUUCUUAAUUCUAUUAAAACAGAAAAUAAUUUUCAUGUAACAAAUGUGAAUGUGGGCGGAGUUAUAAGAAAGGUUAUGGACAGAGGAAGGGGAAGUGAGGGGGAGGAGCAGAGAGUGUGGAGAGAAGAGCGAGGAAUAAAGCUGAAUUGUAGCCUGCAGUCUGGCAUCUCUGUGUGGAUUCCUCUAGUUGUGCAACUCCUGCACUGGCUUAUCACACGUGGGAAACAGGGUCACUUCCAGGUCAGUCCCUCCCACAAGGAGCCAAUGGGAAUGUGGGAGGAAGCGAGUGACACAGGGAUGAAGGGGAAGAAGAAGGAUAAAAAUGAGGAGGAGGAGCGGGGGAAGAAGGAGAGAAUGGUGAAUCUGACACUGGAGAUGAUCUAUCUGCUGACUGGAGAGCACUACAUCCCUAGGAAGAAGUCAGAUGAUGGGGGGGCCCUGCAUGCCCCUGGCUCCGUCAUACAGAAGGAAAAUAACAAGAAUGACAAGAAGAUCCUGGAACUCAUGUCCAACAUCAUCCAGCUGCUGACUGGAGAGGUUGCCAUAAGGACUGACCAUGUUUCCAUCUAUUUUUCCUUGGACGAGUGGGACUAUAUAAAAGGAAACAAGGACCUUUACAGGGAAGGGAUAAAGGCGGAGCCCCAGCAGCUCCACCCACUGGCAGCCUGUGGAUAUAAAGAUGAGAGCAAUGUUACAUCACAUGUGCAAGCAACAUUAUCCUGUAAUAAUGAUGGAAAUAUCACAAUCCCUGACAUUUCUCCAGUGGAACAGCCCCCACCAGCCAAUUGGAUUAAAGAGGAAGCAGCAUCAUGGGAAUGGGGAAACCAAUCAGAUUGCAGCAUUAAUCCAUUUACAGAACAGAUACAGGGAACUGAUACACCUACUCCUAUCAUGAGAUACAGCAUGUCAGCCAAUCAUAUAUUGGACAUUAUAAAAGAGGAAGCAGAUUCAUGUGAAAAAAGCAUCUUGUUACCUAAUUCUGAUUCACAUGCUGUCAAAGAGGAAGUGACUUCUUGUGAAGAGGGAAACCAAUCAGAUUACAGCAUUAAUCCAUUUACAGAACAGAUACAAGAAACAGAUAUGCCUACUCCUAUCAUGAGAUACAGCAUGUCAGCCAAUCAUAUAUUGGACGUUAUAAAAGAGGAAGCAGAUUCAUGUGAAAAAAGCAUCUUAUCUAAUUCUGAUUCACAUGCUGUCAACAGGGGAGUAACCUUAUGUGAAGAGAGUAACCAAUCAUAUUACAGUAUUAAUCCACUUACUGAACAGAUACAGGGAACAGAUACACCUACUCCUAUCAUGGGAUACAGCCUGGUUAGCAGCCCUUUAAAAAUAAAGGGUAAUGAAUAUAAUGAUGAUGAUGAUGCCAUUGAGGGCCAUAAACAUUUUAUGCACAUUUUAGACUUUGAUGGACAUAAAAAAAAACAGAAAAUAAAGAAACAUUUUUUUUGUUCAGAUUGUGGCAAAUCUUUUGGCACUUCAACAGAAGUUACUGUCCAUCGACGACGAAACCACACAGGAGAGAAACCUUUUGCUUGUUCUGAAUGCGGAAAAAGUUUUAUUACACCAAAAGAACUUACUGUCCAUCAGAGAACUCACACAGGAGAGAAACCAUUUUCUUGUUCUGAGUGUGGGAAAUGUUUUAUCACUUCAUCAGAACUUACUGUUCAUCAACGACGAAACCACACAGGGGAGAAACCCUUUGCUUGUUCUGAAUGUGGAAAAUCUUUUACUAGAUCAAAAGAACUUACUGCCCAUCAGAGAACUCACACAGGAGAGAAACCUUAUUCUUGUUCUGAGUGUGAAAAGUGUUUCUCGAAUCGAUCGUGCCUCGUUGAUCAUCUUAGAACCCACACGGGAGAUAAACCUUAUUCCUGUUUUCAGUGUGGUAAAUGUUUUUCAAGUCGAGCUAACCGUAUUCGUCAUCAGAGGACUCACACAGGGGAAAAACCAUUUGCUUGUUCUGAAUGCGAGAAAUGCUUUGCCAGUUCAACAGAACUUACAGUCCAUCGACGACUAAAACACACAUUGGAGAAACCUUAUUCUUGUUCCGAGUGUGGGAAAUGUUUUGCCACUUCAUCACACCUUCGUGUCCAUGGGCGAGCUCACACGGGAGAGAAACCUUAAAUGUUUUUUUAACGAGAUUAUCCCUUAAUCGUCAUAAAAUAACCCACAUGGGGAGGAACCAUUUUCUUUAUUCUAUUAAAACAGAAAAUGAUUUUCAUGUAACAGUAAUUUAAAAAUACUGUUUUAAAUUCACACAGAAGGAAAACCAUAAGUUUGUUUUAACAUAUGAACCAAACAUGUAUCUCAAUAUGCAUAUUCCAAUAUUUUCAAACUUCAUCAGAUGUUCAUCGAUGACAAACCCACACAGAGAAGAAACCAUUUAAUUGUUUUGCAUGUAGGAAAUGUGUUACAAAUCAGGCCUCAGCCAAACAUUUCUUAUACAAUGAUUAGAUCUUAAUAUGUACUUCAGUAUUUAUAGAGGAGAACAACUUUAUGUACAAUAUCAUUUAUCUUUAGGACAAUCCUUUUAUUAAUACUUUGCAGCUGACGUGUCUAAGGAGACACUGGGAUAUAUCGCUGCUUGUCACCAACAGAUACUAUUCUGGAUUUUAUUGAACAACAAGUCCUAUUCCAAGGGAUACAAGACUCCCAGGAUAUCACUUUGGCAGAUGUUUUUCCCUAACACUUUCACAGAGGAUAAAAUAAUGGAGAUGUACCCAACUGGGAUAUGUUAUAUGUUUUUACUAUAACUUAAAAGGGGGUGUAAUACUUAAAUAUGUUUUAGGUAAAAGCCCCUUCUGAAGCAUCUCUAAUUUACCUUAGAUGAGGAAAAAAAUCCUCCCUGACUCUAAAGCUAGCCAUAGAUGCAAAGAUCCGAUCGUACGAAUCAUGGUACGAUUGGACUUUCCCAUCUCCCGACCCGCCACUAACCAUUCAGAUCAAAGUCUUACCAGUUAGAUUAGUUAAAGAACAGAUCAGCAAUGUUCUGCCCCUGACAGCAAUCGUACGAUAUCUAUGUCCAACCAAAGCUGCUGACAGUCUCCCACUGAAAAUCGUACGAUCGGCAAUACACGCAGAGAUAUUAUCGGCAGCCGACAGAAAUUUUCUAACCCAUCUGAUCGACCAAACGACCGAUCUCCACCGGAUGAAAAAUGUCAGGACUCUCCACACACGGUCCGAAAAUCGUACGAAUCCUCGAUUUGUACGAUCAGAUCUUUGCGUCUAUGGCCAUCUUAAGAUUGAACGAAUCACCAGAUCAACUUUGUAAUGAGCUAUUUUCAAUAAAACUUUAUUUUCUUGCUUUCUAAAAA